Penicillium angulare is the source of this 918-nucleotide messenger RNA. Its product is annotated as Ribosomal protein S5 domain 2-type fold subgroup. The transcript has a single exon. Bases 1 to 918 code for a protein of 305 amino acids. The record is from RefSeq and is a predicted model, not a curated record. Gene Ontology annotation, biological process: terpenoid biosynthetic process. NCBI's taxonomy places the organism in Eukaryota, Fungi, Ascomycota, Eurotiomycetes, Eurotiales, Aspergillaceae. Gene Ontology annotation, molecular function: 4-(cytidine 5'-diphospho)-2-C-methyl-D-erythritol kinase activity; ATP binding.
AUGACAAGCUCACCCCCGCUUCAAGUUACCUUGCAAGUUCCAGCAAAAAUCAACCCUCAGCUUCGCGUUGGGCCGCCUCGGCAAGAUGGAUACCAUGAUAUCACCUUAGCAUAUCAAGCGAUUUCGCUAUAUGAUAUUCUCACGAUUUCACAAAAUCCUCAUGGCCCCACUAUGAAUGUCAGUGGCAUGGACAGCGACCGAGUGCCACGCGAUCAGCGGAACCUGGUCAUCAAAGCAGCAGCACUCCUUGGCUCGCAUCUGGGCAUUGAACCUCAUUUACAUUUCGAACUAGUCAAAAAUAUUCCCUCCGAAGCCGGCCUUGGGGGUGGAAGUGCGGACGCAGCAGCCGCGCUAGUCGGUUGCAACAUAUUAUGGGACUCGAAGCUCGGCGCAGAUGAACUUAUGACUUUGGGGGCUCAUAUUGGGGAAGAUGUGCCAUUUUUUAUCAUUGGUAUGAUGGCAAUAGGACUGGGUCAUAAACAACCUCUUAUCAAGCUGGAGACUUCAGAUUAUAAAUGGACCUGGGUUCUGGGGGUUCCCCGGCGAGGUUUAUCAACGAAAGCAGUCUUUCAGGAGUUCGACAAGGUGUCAGAUAGCGAGGAAGCCUAUCUCACCAGGCGGAAGGAUUGCCUUGAGACUUCAUGGGGAACUACAUCGCCUGAAUCCUUGCUGUCUGCUCUUGCAAAUGAUCUGGAGGUACCUUCCACGAAAAUCUUACCUGAUAUUUCCGUUGCACUUGAACUUGGGAAGUCGGCCGGGGCACAUGCAUCCUUAAUGUGUGGUUCGGGAUCAACGUGUGCCUUUUUAGCCAAAGAUGAGGAGCAUGCAAGACAUUUGAAAGAGAGCAUGCAGGAAGAAGGAAUAUUCAGGAAAGUUGUUAUAGCUUCAGGUCCUGUAGAAGGAGUUAGAGUUCUGUGA